This is a messenger RNA of Knipowitschia caucasica, 1668 nucleotides long. The record is from the annotation of a GenBank genome assembly. Lineage: Eukaryota; Metazoa; Chordata; Actinopteri; Gobiiformes; Gobiidae.
AUGGAGCUACUGGGGAUUUUUGUAGCUGUGGCCGUGCUCCUGGAGGCCGUCUCUGCUGCUUCGUUGGGGGUGGUCUACACGGAGGGCGGCAUGGUGGAGGGAAAGAACAUCCGCCUGGGCUUCCGCAGACACAUGGACGUCUUCAAAGGAGUUCCCUUCGCUGACAUCCCAGGACGCUUCGAGAAACCCAAACGUCACCCGGGCUGGGACGGUGUGUUGAAGGCUAACGAUUACAGAGAGCGUUGUCUUCAGGUGAAUAUGCUCAUGAGUGACACCAGAGGGUCUGAGGACUGUCUCUACCUCAACAUCUGGGUCCCUCACGGCCGAGACGUUUCCACAAACCUACCCGUGAUGGUGUGGAUUUACGGAGGGGGGUUCCUGGCGGGGGGGUCGAUGGGGGCAAACUUCCUGAGCAACUUCCUGUACGACGGUCAGGAGAUCGCCGACAGAGGGAACGUGAUUGUGGUGACGCUGGGAUACCGAGUGGGAACGCUGGGAUUCCUGAGCACCGGAGAGUCGGAUCUGCCUGGAAACUAUGGUCUGUGGGACCAGCAGGCCGCCAUCGCCUGGGUGCACAGAAACAUCCGCUCGUUCGGAGGAGACCCCAGCAACAUCACCUUGUUCGGAGAGUCUGCAGGGGGCGCCAGUGUCAACUUCCAGACCCUGACGCCUCACAACAAAGGGAUGAUCCGCAGAGCCAUCUCCCAGAGCGGUGUGGCCCUGUGCCCCUGGGGAAUCAUCAAGAACCCACGCAGGAUCGCAGAGGAGGUGGCACUGAAGGUGAACUGCCCGACCGACAGCAGGAUGGCGGCAUGUCUGAAGAUGACUGACCCUGCGCUCCUCACGCUGGCCGGCAAGCUCCACGUGCAAGGCUCUCCUGACAAUCCCAUUUUGCAAAACUUGGUUCUUUCCGCGGUGGUGGACGGUGACUUCCUUCCAGAAGAACCCUCCAAACUCUUCCACAACGCGGCUGAGAUCGACUACAUCGCAGGAGUCAACGACAUGGACGGGCACCUGUUCACGGGCAUGGACAUCCCCACCAUCAACUCCAUGGUGGUGGACACUCCCAUUGAAGACUUGAAGAGGCUGCUGGGUGCGUACACCGCAGAUAAAGGAAAGGCUGGGAUGGAGGAAGCUUUUAACACUUACUCUUCUGACUGGGGCGCCAAACCGGAUCGUGAAACCAUCAAGAAGACCGCUGUGGCCAUCGGGACCGACUACAUCUUCCUGGUGCCAACUCAGGCUGCUCUGUACAUGCACGCUAAUAUUGCCACGACUGGCCGCACUUACUCGUACUUGCUGUCAGAGCCGAACCGUCUGGGGGGUCUGACCACGCCCUACCCUCGCUGGAUGGGAUGUGACCACGCGGACGACCUGCAGUACGUCUUUGGGAAGCCCUUCGCCACUCCCCUGGGCUACUGGCCCCGGCACAGAUACCUGUCCAGAUACAUAAUCGCAUAUUGGACCAACUUUGCAAAAACUGGGAACCCAAACCAGGGCGACUCGGAGGUCCCUGCCACUUGGCCUGAGUUCAAGAGCGAUGGGCAUCAGUACCUGGAGAUCCACCACAACAUGGACAAAAGCUACGUGCGGCAGAAGAUGAGGAUGCGUUACGUGCACUUCUGGAGCAGCGUCCUGCCCAGUCUGCCCAGCCUCAAGACUGAAUAA